CUGAGCUUGUAUUUGAAGCAAUGUGUUUGAUAGUAUUCUGUAUAAUUAUUUGAAGAUAUUUUUUUUUGCAGUUCUCUAUCCAGCAGCGUCACUAUCUAAACUAACUGCGUUUAAGUUUCGUUAAUUCUUUUUUAAAAUUUCCGAAUGAACAGCAGUCAAAAACAAUUUUCUAAUUUCAAUUUCACUAGAAAACAUUUUUUACAGUCAAAUAGUUUAAAAGUAAUGAAAUUAUAAUUCAAAAAUUUUGUCCAUCAUAUUUUAUGUUCACCGAUUAAUAAGUUCAAUCUAAUUUUACAAAUGAAACUGCUUAUCCUCAUUCGGCUUAGAGUAUAUCGUUCUAAUACGUCAGAAAUAUGGAUACUAUUAAAUAAAAGAAGAAGAAAGUGGGAGGAGUAUAGAAUGAAGGUAAUUAGAAAACAUAAAUUGAUAUAAAACACGGUUUUUUAUAUAUGUAGUUAAGGUCACUCAAUAGUAGUUGAUAACAUGGUUUUAUCCAGUACUACACAAUUUUCCCUUGGGCUCUUUCAAAAGAUUGAAACCAGGAUUUAUUGUAUAUUUUUAGUAUGGCCACCCUUAAGCUAAAGUUAAUAUUUUAAAAAGUAAAUUUUAAUUAUUUUUAUGAAGACUUCUUUUUUAAUUUGAAUAUGUAAUUGGGUGUCAAACUUCACAUUUAUAUCUCGGGUUAUGCGAUACAGACCUAUGUCAGUAUGUUUAAUUCCAUGUGGAGAGGGGAAGAAAAAGGUGCGAGGCGAGGUAGUUGAAAUUCACGGUUCUAAUUCUCUACGCUAAAUAAGAUGCAAACUCACUAAACCUUCUGAUAAAAGAAUAAAGAAGCAUCAUCUGUCGAAAGAUAGUUUUAUCAUCCACUUCAAGUUUCUGAAUGCUACCAGAAGUAACCUUGCGAGAAUUUGCUGGUGCGGGGACGAGCGGACUUGUGCUCGAGAUCUUAUCUGCUGUUGAUUGCUUAUCAAGCCAACGAACUGUGACAGCUGUCAGUCAGUCAUGUUUCCAAGUGUUUACAAGUUAACUGUUGUAUGAAAUUUUUCAGUUUGUCCAAUGCACCGUUUGUUUUGGAAGCCGCCACAAGUCUGAAAAGUCCUUGCUGAACCCUUUGUUUUUUUUUUAUAAUUGGGUGGGGACACCGGAUUCGAUCAUUUUAAAUGUUUUUUUUGAGAAUUACGAAGAGUAUGUUUAAAUUUAACAAAAAUUAUUUAAAAAACAUUAUAUGGAAAAACUUUGCAUGUACAACUCGCGGUCAAAGAAAAUUCCCGUGGGCUAUACACCUAUAUGUUAGUACAAACAUUUUUGACAAAAAAUAUUUAUCUGAUCUCUCGUGCGACUGCAACAAGGUAUUCCCACGCUGGCGAUUACAUUUAUUUUUUGUAACUGGCGGCCGUCUGUAAGGGCCAUUCAGGAUGCGUUAGCUUCCGCGCCGGAUGGCUGUGAUUGGUGUGCUGUCAGUGGGCAUGCACCUGAAAUAAACCCAUCCAAACAACACAGAGCAGACAAUGGUACAAAGUUUCAACACACAGCUGGUCUGGAAAUUUAUUUUUUUGCGGAAAAAGAAAAAUGCAUGGCCCUAUAAAUCGGCGUGAUAGUUUGGUCAGUUGAGUUGCACCUCAAUCACAAUAACCUCAACCAGUCAAGCCUGAGUAUGACGUAACUUACCCAGUUCUCGAAACGCUUGACGCCAGAAUGUGCUGAAAAUACUGGGUGGAAAAUUUAGCUUGUUGCCAAGAUUCCAAUAGAUCAAAGUGUUGCAAUGGUAAUAUCUCAUUACUAGAGACAUGCAAAAUUCGCGGAUUCAUUCGGUGAUAGGCUAGAAUUCAAACACAUAUACCUCUUAGAUAAUUUUGCUAUUGGCUUACUGUUCAUCUGGACGAAUCUCAACCAGUUAUAAACCCUCAACCAAAGAAGGAUCGAUUCGCAUACAAACCAGCUGAGACGACUUAUAAGUCACCAGCCAAUGAACUUGCGUUAUUUUCCCGAGUGUACAUGGGUAUGUGCAGUCUAUCCUGAAGGCCAUCGAAACCGCGAAUUUUGCAGGUCUCUACUCAUUACAGAGGGCUCUAGUUCGAAUACUAUCCAACUAUAUCCUUGUUUUCGUUUUUAGAUGGUUUCUAUAAACACUCUAGAUAUUGUGCUGGGAUAUAACCUUGCUAUAGGCCAUUUCAGAAUUUUUUUCCCCUCCCAAUCCCCCUGGUCAUAAUCCUAGUGUGGUACCUUUCCUUCUCUGCUGACCAAGCUAUCGAAGAAACUUUAUACACCCCUACCACCCCUCACCAUCAUCCCCAAAAAAUAAUUCCUAACAUUAAACAGUAUCGAUUAAUUUGUUCACGCCUCAUUCGUUUCAAAACAAACGAUUCGCAAAAUUAAUACAAUUUUUUCGAUCGCAAAUUUGUUGGUGAAUUCAUGUUCGCAUAUGUAAAUUUUAAUGACAUCUAACCUAUUUGAAAUCUCUAUCAUAAUCUUGUCCGAAUUAGAAAAUGACACAUUAUGUAACAUUUUUUUUUUACAUUUCAGUUGGACGUUAUUGUAGACCAUAGUACAUGAAAAUAUUUUGAGAGUUAUUAAAUUUAAGUGGAAAAUGUAAUACAUCCGCAUCUUUUUUCAGUAUGGCAGAUAUGUAUAGUUAUUUCAUAAUAUUGUUACAUGUUAUCGCCUUGUAUGUGUGUAUGUAUGUAUGUAUAUAUAUAUAGUGUAUGUAUGUAUGUAUGUAUAUAUAUAUAUAUACAAUUAAAUACCGCGCGUUCACAUGAUUUUCAAUAGCGGACUUUGGGGAAGGGGAGGAGAAACGAGUAUUAACACACACACACAUACACACACUAUGUAAAUGUUUAUUAUAUAUUGCCUAUAGAGAGAAAUAUUAUUUCUUAAUCUAAAAAUAUUCUGUGAAUUAUAUUUUCUUUGUAUAUGUACAAUAGCUGCAAAUUCGUGAGAAUUUCAAAGCAGUUGAUUGAUUGUUCAUAAUUUUAACUGCAACAUUUUCAAUUUUGAGCAAAGAAAGAGCGCCAUCCUUGAUUUUUUUUUAACUGGGCUGUGACAAAUUAUACUAAACUACUCCCACACACGUAUAUAAAUGUUAAACUUGACAACUCUACCUCCAAACCAAAAUUUUCGGACUUAUUUUAGUUUUUGAACCCGACUAGUUGCACCGUGUGAAGUUUAUAUAAUACUCAAUUCUAGUGCUAAUCGGCGCUGGAAUCAUACUGUGGUGAAACACUAUUCUACUGACACUGCGAUAUGACUAGCUCGGAUGAGCAUUGAAGUACAGGUGAUAGCAUUUUUUUUUAUCAUCGCAAUAUCGCUAAUUCUAACAAUUACUUCUUUUUUUUAAUUAAAUGAUAUGAGCGUAGAAGUAUGGACCGAUAACAUUUAUUUUUCAAUUAUUUAUUCGAAAUUUAGUCUCUGUUUGACCUUAGGACGCAGCUGUAUUGCUUUUCAGUGACCACAAUAAAAUACAUGGCCGACAAUGAAGUAUCAUCAAAAGGCAGAGGCGCGUGCGCCUGCAUACCCAAGCGCGUCAUCAUCGCGGCGAUGGCCUCGACGGGCAUCCUGGUGCAGUUCAUGCUCAAGGUCAGCAUGUCGGUCAUCAUCGUCGCCAUGGUGAAGAGCGGCGGGACUUGUCCGGCGCGCGACAACGGCACCAACGGCACAGCAGAGAGAGCCGACUGCCACGAAGACGAAGGCGAGUUCGAGUGGAGCGGGUCCAUGCAGGGCUUCGUGCUGUCGGCCUUCUACUACGGCUACAUCGCCACCCAGGUGCUGGGCGGCUGGCUGUCCGACAGGUUCGGGCCCAAGUACGUGAUGGGCUGCGGCGUGGCGGCGGGCGGGGCCUGCAUGAUGCUGGCGCCAAUCGCGGCCCAGCUGAGCGUGUACGCCUUCGCCGCGGUCAGGGUCGUCAUCGGCGCGUUCGCGGGGAUGUUUUUCCCUCCCCUCCAGGAUCUUUUUUCCAAGUGGUUUCCACCAGAGGAACACCAGAAGACUUCCGGAAUGAUGUAUUCCACGAUCUACCUGGCCAACAUGAUCUCCAUGUGCGUGACGGGCGUGCUGUGCAGCUACAACUGGGAGCUGGCGUUCUACGUCUACGGCUCGCUCUGCAUACUGUGGUUCGUGCCUUGGGUGUUCCUGGUCUACGACUCGCCCGACCAGCACCCCACCAUCUCCCUGGAGGAGAGGAACCACAUCAUGAAGCACGCCAAGUUCUGGGACUCCAACAAGAAGAAAGAAAAAAAAGUGGUGCCGUGGAAAGAUAUUCUGACGUCUUUUCCGGUAUGGGCUCAGAUACUGGUGCAAGUUGGAGGCUCAUAUGUCUCGUACACAAUUAUGUCAGAGCUUCCGACGUACAUGAAACAAGUUCUCCACUUCAACGUACAGAAGAGUGGUAUGUUAUCAGCUCUCCCUUACCUUUUUGGAGGUAUAGCCUGCAUGAUGUUUGGGGCCAUCUCGCAGUGGCUACAAAAAAAUGAAUACACAAGCAGGAAGACUGCGUACUACAUUUUCAAUGGCAUAUCUUGCUUCGGUCCUGCCGCGUGCCUGGUGGCCCUCACGUUCGUGGAAGGCACCACGUCGACGAUCGCGCUGAUGGUGUGCAUCCUGGUGCUGUUCAACGCCUACUACGGCGGCAGCUUCACCAACCUGCUGGACCUGGCCAUCAACUACGUGGGCAUCAUCACGGGUAUCCAGCUCACCUUCUCCAACACCACCGGCAUCUUGUCCGCCCAGGUGGCCGGACUGCUCACCGACGGACAGCAAACGCAUGAGCAGUGGGCCAAAGUAUUCUACAUCGCCGCCGGGAUAAUAGCGCCUCCGUACGUUUUCUUCCUGUUUUUCGGAUCGGUAGAAGAACAGCCGUGGAACAAGCAAGGGGAUGACGACGACGACGAAACACCGCCAGACCCAGAGAUACUGCAAAUCAAGAUGUCCAUCAAAAAACAGAGGAUCAGCAUUGACCAAUUCCCGAACGUGUGACUGCUGUGGCCCAGGCCAAAGUCACGCGCGUAUAACGGCACGGGCCACGUGUACGGGAACAAUUAUACGGAUAGCGUGCGUCAAAACCGUAGAGCAAAGAUACGAGGGCGUAUCAAUAAGUAAUGCUCAUAAUGUGAAAGAAAAAAGUAAUGAAUGACAAUAUGAAAAAUAAAUUAAAUAAUAGCCCAUUUAUUACUUUUCCACAUUACUCCUAUUCAUGCUAAGACAUUUGUCCCAACGAUAGAUCAGUUUGAGAAUCCUGGUCUCAUAGCACCCAGUCCUGCGAGUUCGCACGGCCCGUUUGAAUCAAAUUUCUUACCGGCAAGGAACUUCUUCGUGGGUCGAAACAGAUGGAAAUCGGAAAACGCCAGGUCAGGGCUGUAGGGUAGGUGCCCAUCAAAACUCCCCAACUUAUCUCUGGUUUUUUUUUUUUUUUUUUUUUUUUUUUUUACGAAUUUGUACUGUCAAUACUGUCUUUUCCGCCUUUCCGAAUGGAUCUCUCCCGCUUUCUUUCCUUUCAUGCAAUAAAUAAAUCUUAUCAAAGCCCGUUGCUCCUUCACAGUUGACGAUGUAAUCGCUGACGGCAUUUUACCGAAUGCUAUCCGUAUGUGGAAUCACGAGACCUUGCAUUGCGGCCAUUCUGUAGCGCCCUCUGGGGGUCCCUUUUUUAAGUCAAUAAUUUCAUUUUUACUCAUUAUUUUCCUACUUCAAAAUGGACAUGCGCGUUUCUCAUUGAUAUGCCCUCGUGAAAGUUGAGCGCCUUCUGGGCUUCGCAGUUGACAUUUUUGGCAAGCAUUUUUGGCGCCUACAAUUAUGUAAAACGUUCGCCACACCAACAUUCGCUUCACCUAUCAUCAUCAAGGAUACAUUAUAAACGUUUGAACGGAUAUUUCCUUUCUUCGUGUAAAAUAAAAAAUAAACAUUUUAAGUGUAAGUGUGCCUUAAUAAAUUGAAUAGCGUUUGUAUAACUUCGGGAAAAUUUACCUUGAAAUCUUAAGAAAGUAAUAUUCUGAAAUUAAUUUGCUUAUCGGCUAAACUCAUCUUAUAGACUAAAACUACUAUAAAAUUGAUUAUUUAAAAAUUUUAUUAUUUUCACGUUUUAUUCCCUAAACAAAUGUUAACAGACACUGAUCAUUAGGAGAACAAGGGUCACAAACCUAUCAAAUAUCAUGAUUUCUCAUUCUAAGUUUUGGAUUUUAUCAUUGCAAAUAAAAACAAAACUUUUUUUUCAACUAUUGUGAUUUCUCAUAGCACGGGUCGGAUUUUAUUAUUACAAAUACACAAUUCGCCGUAGCCUAAAUUCACUGUUCCUUUGUGUUCCCUCUACGGUCAAAACCUGUUGUCUGCAGGUAGCUGUUUCUGCAGGAUUUGUAAAAGCUGCAUGCUCCCUUCCCGUAUUAAUGUAACAGUCCCGUCUUGAGAGCUAAAUGUUUACUUGUCGUUCGUCACGUAGAUGUGCAACAAGGGCGAAUGUCCUGGGACUAAGUACGUAUUUCUCACCAUGGACACUGAGUCCGAGCAUUAGUUGCAAAAGUGUUCCAGCAGCUUCUUGGAGUAUCCUUACAAAUUAUUGCCAUAAAAACAUAAAGGAAAAUUUCAGCUUCUCUGAAACUUUCGUCAUUGUUAAAUCCCCAAAUCCCUCCCACCCAACCCAAAAAAAAAAACACUUCAUGCACCAAAAUACCUACCACCCGGUUAUAAAUAGGAAACUAUUAUUAAAAUUAAUAUGGGGAAUAGAGUUAUAGUAUAGUUUUAAUUAAUUGUAAGUUUUUCAAUAAAAAUACACAACUUUUUUGUUGAGGAAUAAUUUUUUUGGUAUCGUAAAGCUUAAAGAAUUUAGAUAUGUAUGUCGUGAAAAUAAGAGAAGACUUUUAAGUUUUAUUAGCUUUAAAUCAUUAUGUAAAUAGUAAAGAAUUAAUCUAUCGGAGAAAUGAUGAUAGGCCUAAUGAAUCCAAGUUGAAACCUGUAACACAAUAAAAAUUAAAAAUCUGCAAAACGAUCAGUUCAAGCACAGUCUCAAACAUGAAUUUCUAUUAGGAAGUAUAUUAUUAUAUCAUUUCCAGGGGAAAAAUGUAUCACUUAUCGUAUUAAAUGAUGAUGAUAAACGGACGUCCACUGCAGAACCCACUCUAGCACUCUCAUUUGACAAGUCAUUCAGUUAACCUUAAAUUCUCAUUCCAUAUGACAAAAGUUUUGCUUCCACGUGACAUUGAACUUUAAACUAUGUUCCUUUUUUUAAGCAUGUGAAGUGAGCGGCAAGCAUUCAGAAUAGUGGCAUCGACGCAACAAACGGAAAACAUUACAUAUAUUCUGUAGAUCUGAGCCUGGUCGCUUUUUGCGAAUGAUUGUUUUUGAUGAGUCGUCACUGAUAAUAAAUUUAUAUGUAGUAGAA
Messenger RNA from Bacillus rossius redtenbacheri, 7363 nucleotides. RefSeq names its product sialin-like. Gene Ontology annotation, biological process: transmembrane transport; monoatomic anion transport. NCBI's taxonomy places the organism in Eukaryota, Metazoa, Arthropoda, Insecta, Phasmatodea, Bacillidae. The record is from RefSeq and is a predicted model, not a curated record. Gene Ontology annotation, cellular component: membrane. The coding region runs from base 3463 to 4971 and encodes 502 amino acids. The transcript is spliced from 9 exons. Gene Ontology annotation, molecular function: transmembrane transporter activity.